ACUAACCAGAACCUUGGAAUGCGUUCGCGUUUCGUUCCACAAGUAAUUUCAACAACGGGCGCCUACCAUAACCGAGAGAGGGGGAGCCGAGGGUGAGACGAAGAGUUUUCGCCAAUAUCACAUCGCCAUUUAGUCGUUAAGAUAACCGUUGUAGUUAUCCGUUUAGGAUACAGUCCUGCAGUUUGAAGCUUUUAUGAAAAUAUAUUCUAAAUAUUGGCAGCCUAACGGAUAUGCCUGAUAACAACAUAGUUGUCCUCCCCUAAUAUCAUAGUAAAGUAACUUGUCGCUUGAUUGACGGGUCCAUAUUAUUGUAGGAUUUUUCUUCCUACUGGAGAAAGGACUGUAAAAAAAAAAACGAUCAGCGAAAAAUAAACGUGGACGAAAGUGAAAUAUCAAGAAAGACUGUCGGGAGCUUCCGACGAGGUACACGCGUGAAAAACAAGAAAUAACUAAAGAAGAGACAGGAGUUGUGUCGUUUGCAUAUAUUUUAUAAAUAAGUCCUUAUUUUGGCUGAACAUUUUUGUUAAUUUAGGGACGUGAACAAGUGACGCCAUGACGACUGAGAUGCAGGAGAUCGCCAUUACGGAGGAGAAGCCUUUACUUCCGGGUCAGCCCGAUCCUGCAAAGGAUGCUGAGGCUGCAGCUCGAAUACUGUUGGACCAGGGCCAGGAACACAGUAUUGAGACACCUCAUGGUCUCCUCCACGUGACUCUCCAUGGAACCUCUAACACACGCCGUCCCGCCAUCCUCACCUUCCACGAUGUGGGCCUGGACAGUAAAAGCUGCUUCUCUCCUCUGUUUAAAUUUGAGGAGAUGCAGGAGAUAGUGAAAAACUUCACUCUGGUCCACAUUGAUGCUCCUGGCCAAGAGGAGGGGGCCGCCACCUAUCCUAUGGGAUUCCAGUAUCCGUCCAUGGAGCAAAUUGCAGAGAUGAUCCCUGCAGUCCUGACAUAUUUCAAUUUCCGUUCUGUCAUCGGAGUUGGCGUGGGAGCUGGGGCGUACAUUCUCUCCAGGUUCACAAUGGCCCACCCAGACUCAGUUGAAGGUCUCGUUCUCGUCAACAUUGACCCUCAGGCUAGAGGGUGGAUGGACUGGGCUGCCCAGAAGAUCACUACCCUGACAUCCUCUCUCACAGAGCAGAUCUUGAGUCAUCUCUUCAGUCAGGAGGAGAUGUCAGCUAACGCAGACCUGGUGAAGUCACACAGAGAUCGCAUCUCUAAAGCCCCCAACCUCAUGAACAUCGAGCUUUUCUGGAGGGGCUACAACAGCCGUAGGGAUCUGAUCCUUGACCGUACCAGCAACUUCAAGUGUCCUGUGAUGCUGGUGGUCGGGGAUCAGGCGCCGUAUGAGGAGGCUGCUGUGGAGUGCAACAGCAAACUGGACCCAACAACAACCUCAUUCCUCAAGAUGGCAGAUGCUGGCGGUCUUCCCCAGCUUACCCAGCCCAGCAAAUUGACCGAGGCUUUCAAGUACUUCAUUCAGGGGAUGGGCUACAUGGCAUCAUCCGUCAUGACCCGCCUGUCUCGUUCGCGCACCACCUCGCUGUCUUCCUCUUACUCCAUGGAGGGGGAGCGCGAGCGUUCUCGUACCCUGUCUCAGAGCUCUCAGGGUGGGCAGAUGCCCCCCAGCCCCUCCCAUACCAUGGAGGUGUCCUGCUGAAGAGAGAGAGAGACAGAGAAUGAGUGUGUGUGAGAGAGAGAGAGAGAGAGAGAGGGGGAUGGAGGAUGGAAUGGAGAGAGAGCGAGGGAUGGGUAGAGGGCAGAGGACCAGCUGAGAGAGAGAAGGUUUUAUGGGAACGUGGAUGUAAAGGAGAGGUAGAGGGACAGAGGGAGAAUGAAAGACAGUUACUUAAACACUGUCAUCUAUUAAUCUCUUCACCCAGACAGCGAAGGGUAAAGGGAAUGGAUAAACGAAAAACGGGAAUGGAAGAAAGGAAGUUUUUAGGAACAAGGGAGGGAAUAUAAGGAAAAGGGUAGCAAGGAACGUGUGUUUUAGGGGCGUCGGCAGUCCUUUCUCCCCCUCUAUCAGAACAUCUGUUAGCCAAUAGAGCCUAUUAACCUAGAGAGUGGAAGUGGCCUGUAGUGAUCUCACCGUAGUGUUCACCAGUAGAAAUAAUUAUGAUGAUGAGAAAGAUUAUGAUGAUAUUAACACUAUUAAUCAUGACAAUGACAAUAAUGUCAUAGUAAUAUUAUUUAAAAAAUGAUCUUUAUUUUUGAAGUAUGAAAUACAAGGGGGAAAAAGACUACAGCAGAAAUACUUCAAAUGAAAAUGUGUGUCUGUCAACUCUUUUAAUAAAACAUGUUUGGUCUUUUUCAUUUUUUCUUUUUGUGACCUGCCUCAGUGAAGGGUUGAAGUUUCUCAUUGGUCACUUGAUCCUUAACCAUAGCAACGGCCAGUGAGAAUCUACUUCCUCCUCGCUGUUGCCAGGUAGAUACUUUCUUCCAUUGGCCCUGUUUAAAAGUGUAUCUGAUUUCAGCUCAUGUGAAAAUAGAUGUUUCCUUUUUCUUUUAUAUGUGAAGAUGAGUUUGUUGGUACAUGUGUGUUUGUGAUGUAGCUGAUGAGGAAUAGCAGAGGAUGAUAAUGAAGAUGGGGAUGGCUGAUGAAGAGUGACAUUGUAUGAGUGAGUGAACUAUGCCAUUAAAUCAGUAACUGUAAAUCAGUGCGUCCAAUGCUGAUGGCAGUUCCAGACUUGACCAUCAAUAAGGUGAAAAAUCUGUUGAUGUGCCCUUGAGGAAGGCACUUAACCCCUAAUUUGCUUCAGGGGCACUGUACCACUAUGGCUGCCCCUGUAAAAAAUAACAUCUUCGGGGGUCACUGUGCUAUGGGGUUUAUGAUGACAUACAUUUACCUGCAUACAUACACUACUAACAUACUUGAGUCUUUAUCAAAGGGAUAAGCUAGCUAAUACCUUCUUGGACAAGCAUACUAUACAUGUUUUGUGAUCACUAGAUGUAGGCAUUGCAUAGCCCUAGAGUGAUGCACUGAUCAUGACUGACAGCUGAAAGCACCAAUAGCAUGUCUGUGUGUCAGAUUGACAGCCGAGAACCAAUAGCAUGUCUGAAUUUGGAGCUAUGAGGGUGCUUUUUGUUCCAGAAGAUGUGAGCGGGAAUUAAUGCUAUCUGUAAUUCUGUCAUGCAGUGGAAGGUACUUGGAUAGUGUACGUGAACAAGGCAAUUUUUAGGUUGUGUGUGUGUGUUUGUUUCUGACUGUGUUUAUGUGCAAGUGUGUGUGUGUGUAUUUGAAAGCUCUCAUACCUUCUAAGCACAAUUUAAGAGGAGAGGUGAGGAAAGGAGAGUCCACCCCAUGUCCCAUUGGACCUUCUUAUGAUCUGACAAUGAACCAGCCCCUUCACUCCCAAUAGGGAAUAGCCAACUACUACACCCUAAACCUAGAAGCCUGACCGUUCACACUGAUUUUACAUUUUAGUAAUUUAGCAGAUGCUCUUAUCCAGAGAAAUUAGGGUAAAGUGCCUUGCAUAGCAGAUUUUCAGCUAGCCAGCUACAGGGUUCGAACCAGCAACCUUUCGGUUUCUGGCCCAACGCUCGUAACCACUAGGUUACCUGCCAUCCAGCAGUUAUACUAUAGGAACUGUUCCCUGUGUGUACGAAUUUGGGGUGGCAGGUAGCCUAGUGGUUAGAGUGUUGGGCCUGUAAACGAAAGGUUGCUAUAUUGAAUCCCUGAGCUGACAAGUUAUAAAUCUGUCUUUCUAACCCUGAGCAAGGCAGUUAACGCACUGUUCCUAGGCCAACAUUGUAAAUAGGAAUUUGUUCUUAACAGCACAUCCAUGUGGAGCUCAACACUGCCCUGAUCCGGAUCAAUGAACACACUGUUAAAGGCCCCGAUUAAAACAGAACACACUUGGAGAGCUGUGUGUGUGAGAGAGAGUGUGUCUUUUUGGUUUCUGUAGUUGCGUGCAAUCAUUCAUAAUGGCGUAUGUCGCAUUUUGAUCACUUUGAACUUUACAUACCCGUUUGGGGUUUGCUUGUUUCUUUCCCAUUCUCUUCAGAGCUCCUCCCCAUACAUCACUUUGUUGUAGUAGAGCGGGUUGGAUGGUUGAUGAUAUUGAAGAAUCCGAGGUUAAGUCAGUAUGAUUGGGUGUAUUUUGAUGAUGGUGGUGGUGGUGAUAUUUCUAGAUAAUAACAGGAAUGUUAUAUUGAUAAUGAGGAGAAGGGUGAUGAAGACUGAAGAACAGAAGGAAUGAUAAGACUCCUCCCAGUCUUGCAAGGGAGCAUCUACCAAAAAAUAUGAAAACGGAUGAAGCUUAAUAGUUUACCAGGAAAAGGGGGCGGAACUUAUUGUUUGAGUUGAGAGUGGGCUAGGGUUGUGUGAAUGUACACUUGUCCAUUUCUUUUGUGUUUAUUCUUGAUUUACCUUCAAUUAUAUUAUUUUAUCCACCUUUACUUUGGACAAUUUUGUUUUACUACGUGAAGUGUUAGUUUACCGUCCCAGUUAGCUCAAAGGUUAGACAAUAGUGUGUUAGUUCUUGUGUAACUUUUUUAGCAUUAGCCCCAAAAAAAAGGAAGAAUAAUACCAAUAAUUAACCUAAAAAAAGUUAAAGAAUAUCAACAUACAAUCAAACGUACUUGUGUGGCUAAUUGGUCUGUAUAAUACAAUGAACAACCUAAAAAAUUCAAUAAUAUUAAAAGAAGAAAAAAUAA
Oncorhynchus mykiss (rainbow trout) is the source of this 4658-nucleotide messenger RNA. Its product is annotated as protein NDRG2. The record is from RefSeq and is a predicted model, not a curated record. NCBI's taxonomy places the organism in Eukaryota, Metazoa, Chordata, Actinopteri, Salmoniformes, Salmonidae.